Messenger RNA from Rhincodon typus (whale shark), 876 nucleotides. RefSeq names its product E3 ubiquitin-protein ligase BRE1B-like. Gene Ontology annotation, molecular function: ubiquitin protein ligase activity; metal ion binding. The transcript has 5 exons. Gene Ontology annotation, cellular component: nucleus; HULC complex. Bases 13 to 651 code for a protein of 212 amino acids. The record is from RefSeq and is a predicted model, not a curated record. NCBI's taxonomy places the organism in Eukaryota, Metazoa, Chordata, Chondrichthyes, Orectolobiformes, Rhincodontidae.
AACUUCAAGCUCAUGUCGGAGCGCAUCAAAUCCAACCAGAUCCACAAGCUACUGCGGGAGGAGAAGGAUGAGCUGGCUGACCAGGUCCUCACCCUCAAAACACAGGUAGAUGCCCAGCUACUGGUGGUGCAAAAGCUGGAGGAGAAGGAACGCGUGCUCCAGAGCAGCCUGGCCAUGGUGGAGAAGGAGUUGACGCUGAGAAGCCAGGCACUGGAACUCAACAAAAGGAAGGCAGUGGAAGCUGCCCAGCUCGCUGAGGAUUUGAAGGUGCAGCUCGAACACACCCAGGCUAAACUGAAGGAGAUUCAAUCAGCCAUGUCUGACAACUGCUUCGCCAAAGAAAAGGAAUCCUUCAACCUCAAACGCGCACAAGAGGAUCUGUCGAGGCUCCGACGGAAACUGGAGAAACAGAAGAAAGUUGAGGUCUUCUCUGAUGCCGAUGAGAUCCUGAUGGAGGAGAUUAAGGAGUACAAGGCCAAGCUGACAUGCCCGUGCUGUAACACCCGGAAGAAGGAUGCUGUGCUGACCAAGUGUUUCCACGUUUUCUGCUUCGAGUGUGUGAAAACCCGCUACGACACGCGGCAGCGAAAAUGCCCCAAGUGUAACGCUGCCUUCGGAGCCAAUGACUUCCACCGCAUCUACAUCAGCUGAGGAGGAGGAGGUGGACAACGGGAACUGCGGGAGGGGGAGGGAGCUGGAGGACGGUUUCUGGUGAGACGCUGUACCUUGUGCGCCAGUGAGAGUUCACAUUCCACAUCCCUGCCCCCUCCCCAUGCCCCCACGCGCUCACCCUAUCACACUCUGUCCCUCCUCCUCUCCAUCACCCCCUCACUCUCUCUUCCCCUCUCCUCACCCCCUCACUCUCUCUUCCCCUCU